Molecule: messenger RNA, 642 nt
Organism: Acyrthosiphon pisum (pea aphid)
Lineage: Eukaryota; Metazoa; Arthropoda; Insecta; Hemiptera; Aphididae
Exons: 5
Coding region: 1-642 (213 amino acids)
Source: RefSeq, a predicted model, not a curated record
AUGUAUGACGAUUUGGAUUUUAAAAGUCAUUUUAGGCUUACCAGGAGUUCAAUUGAAGUUUUAAUGUGUAAAGUAAAACCGUUUUAUUUUCUACGCAUGACCAAAGUGGGAAGGCCUUUAGUUGCUUUUGAAAAAUCGACUUUCAUGACUGUAUGGUACAUAAGUAACACGGAGACAUUUCGUCAAGUUGGGGAUCGUUUUGGAAUAAGUAGAGGCUUAGCAUGCCGUACCAUUCAUAAAUUUAUUCGUGCUCUUUCAAAAAUUCUUGAUGAGUUUAUAAUUUGGCCUAUAGGAAGUUCAGCAAUAGAUACCAUUCAAGAUUUCAAAAACUUGAGAGUUAACUAUAUGCCAAACACAAUUGGUUGUAUUGACGGCUGUCAUAUCCGUAUCCAUGCUCCAAAAGCUAAGAGAAGUGAUUAUACAAAUCGGAAAAUGUUUCAGUCAAUAGUUCUCAUGGCAGUAUGUAAUGCUCACCUUGAGUUCACCUACAUAUUUUCUGGAUGGCCUGGGAGUUCUCACGAUGCAAGAGUUUUCAAAAAUUGUUCUUUGGGUAAUACAUUAUUAGAAACACCACAACAAAUAAUUUCUAGAAGUAAUUUAAAUAAUUUCACCUACUUGGAGAUUCCGCUUUUCCAUUGCUAG